Penicillium brevicompactum is the source of this 597-nucleotide messenger RNA. Its product is annotated as mitochondrial 54S ribosomal protein mL58. The coding region runs from base 1 to 597 and encodes 198 amino acids. Gene Ontology annotation, molecular function: structural constituent of ribosome. NCBI's taxonomy places the organism in Eukaryota, Fungi, Ascomycota, Eurotiomycetes, Eurotiales, Aspergillaceae. Gene Ontology annotation, cellular component: mitochondrial large ribosomal subunit. The transcript has a single exon. The record is from RefSeq and is a predicted model, not a curated record.
AUGGCGACCUCCAUCGCGACGAAGCGACCGUUCCUUACGUUGCCAUUCCUUUUACCAUCAUUGUCCGACUCGCUGGCGCUCGGAUUCCGUCGAAACCAAUCUUCAUACCGCCGCACUAAGCAACGGCUCCGUGUCAAGCCCGACACCUCCUUUGGCUCAUCUCACCAGGGGCACGAUCACAUCAUCCACAACCCGCCAUCUAGUGCUCCCAAUGUUUACCACACGCCAUCUAAAUUCCUGCCCGCCGAUGACGUUCGCCGAUCCUCCAGCCUCUCCACUACCACCAUCACCAAUGCUGAGGAUCUCCCCGGUGUUUACAAGUCCGUGCCCGAACGCACAUAUCACCUCGCCCCUUCAGACAUUGAAGAAAUCCGGAACCUCCGCUUGACGGAUCCCAUGACCUGGAGCCGAAACAAGCUUGCCAAGCGUUUCGAAUGCUCCCCCGUUUUCAUUGCCAUGGUCUGCCAGGCAAGCAAGGAGAAGAAAGAGAUCCAAGCCCGCAUCCUGGAAGCUGUGCAAUCGCGAUGGGGCCCCAAGCGACGCAUGGCCAGAGAGGACCGCGAAUUGCGGAAGGAAGCCUGGGGACGGGACGCAUAA